Durusdinium trenchii is the source of this 2427-nucleotide messenger RNA. The record is from the annotation of a GenBank genome assembly. Lineage: Eukaryota; Dinophyceae; Suessiales; Symbiodiniaceae.
CAAGGCCGUUUCGGCUUUCCCAGGGUCGUCCGCCCAUGGGAUAUGUUCCAUUGUAGCUGCUGAGGAUAGAGAAUGGGGAGUGUUUUGCUCUUCCUCAGCUGUGUUGUGCUUGCAGUGAGCAAGGCCACACGAACAGCAUUUGAGCUUCUCGAUGAAGAGGAAAAUGAUCUAGUGCAGCGCAGGCAAGAUUUCGAUGACUGGUGCAAGAAGGAACUGAGCAACCAGGAGAAACUGCGACAAGAACUGUUGCAACUUCAAGAGGAUUCAGAGAUCGAAAUUCCAGGUGAAUUUGAGGUGCCUGGAAAGUUAUUGGAGAUUGCCAGGCAGCUGAAGCCAAACCCACCAGAGCUGAAAAUGGCCGAUCUCACUGUGAAGACUCUGAGAGCGGUCGAGACCGACUUGGCUCGCUCACAGACUCUUUUUUUUGGAGAGACGCGAGGGAUGCAUGCAUUGCAAAAGCUGUUGCGAGAAGCCAGCGACAGGAUGAAGGGUCUCUCAUUGGGUGAUACGAGCCGCGCAUCCUUGACAGUUCAAUUGGAGACACUCAAGGCCGAGCAAAAAAGUGCCAGCGAGCAGCUUGCUGCGCGACAUGCAAAGUCAAUUGCUUUGCGCAGCGGUCGAAAGGUCUUAGGCACAGCCCUGGCACAAACACGAGCAUCUCUAGUGGAGGCUGCCGGGCUUUGUGGCCUGGGCCGCACUGUUCUUAACAGGAGCGAGUCAACAGGGAAGAUGCUUUCGAGAAAAGCUUUAGAACUUAUAGGUAUGGUGGAGGGCUCAGCAGAUGCUACUGGUAGCAGCUCAAGAGAGCCGGGUACAAAGCCUUUGGUGGAGCAGUCAACAGAACUGCCGCGCAAACAAGCUGAAAAUCUAGACGUGCAAGCAGUGUCGGGCCCUCUCUUGGCGUUGUCACGGCAGCUCCAGCUCCAACAACAGCACAUACAAGAUCAGCUGGACGAGUUGAAGCAAAUGAAGCGCCAAGAGUUGGCACCUGUGAUACCCGUUGUACCAUCUAUGCCAAUGGCAACGGCUGCCACAGAAGUGGCCUCCCAGGCACCGAAGAUGCAGGAGAGUGGCCAGUUGGAUUCCAACGAGCCGCUCGCUUCCAGCAAGCCAAGACUCAAACAUGCCAAAGUGCCACUAGCUUCAUUAGCCUUAGCCACAGAGAAUGUGGCAGCUAAAGAGGCUGCAUCAGGUUCAUCAUCUGCAGGAACUAUCCUAACUCCAAAAACCGAGUCAAAAGUCGCGGAGGACCCAACACUCUUACAGGCUCCGAAAGACUUUCCUGCUGCAUUGCGGGGCGGUUGGCAAGCGCUUUUGGCUCAGAAGCGCGUUGAAAGCAGGAAAAAGCCAGCAAGAGGUGAAGAAUCUUCUUCCAUUAUGGAGCUCAUGCAGACACCCAAGACUUAUACCGCGUGGCAACCCGAUUCGGGCCCAUCUCAGCCUGCUGGGAAGGCAAAAGAGGAUUUGCUCGCAGCAGAGAGGGCAUUUGAUGAAGAGGAUGAUGCAGACAAGGGUGGUGGAAAGAAGAAAUCUUCUAGGUCUUUUCUGCAACUGCAUGACAAAGAUUUGGGCGACAGCAUGGACGAUCUUGGCGGCAGAGAUCCAUUGGCCUUUUUCCAGCUUGGCGAUCUUACUGGUAUUCCUCCUUUUGCUGCUCCUCGAGCUCAGUCGGAGGUUGCGCUACUCCUUGGAAAGUUUGCAGAGUUCACCAACAGUAGCACGUUGUUUGAGCUUUCACGCUCUCAGCUUCAGAAGCAGGACUUUGAUAUUUUGUUGCAGACAGAGCCGGAAGAAGAUAGAUCCCUGCAGUUUUGCAAUUCCCUUGUCCUCCAUCAGAGCAAUGACCUGGAGGCCGAUGUGACAGCUGAGCUGCAGAAACACUACGCCGAAACCAAGGCCCGACUUGAAGGACAAGCACUUCGUCAUGAGGUGAGUGCGCGAGAACACCUUGUGUCAGCUUUCACCAAUACAUCUCAGCGGUUCACAACUCUUCAGCAACUGCUGGAGCGCAGCUUUGAACACGAAGAAACAAGGCUUCAUGGGUUGGAACAGCAGCUGAUCCAGCUGGAAUCCACCAAAAGCGCCCACACCACUGCUGAGGAACUGCACAGCAUCUUGACAAGUUUGGUGACAACCAUGCGCGAGUCGCGAGAAAAGCUUGAGGAUGCGCUUGGAGCCGCUACUACCCGACAACAACAAGCAGAAGAUGUAGAUCAGCAAGGCUUGAAGAAACUGCAGGCUGACCUGAGGAAGUUAGAGGAACCUUUGCACCACGCCCGCCCCAAUCCAUUGGAGAAGAUUUGUGGCUUGGCAAAGGAAAGCUUUGCCAAGAGGCAAGAGAAGCAGAGAAUGGAAAUCGUGGCACUUCGCACUGCCAAAGCGCUGGACGAUGAACUUGCCUGAGGAGUAAGAAAGAUUGGCAUUGCG